ACAGUCUCUAGCCGCCACGAGUUUUCUAUCCAAAAGUCUAACCUCGCGAAGAACGGUUCGACUUCGUGUCUCUUGAAACCAAAAAAACACAGGAGAAGAGGGUUUUAUAUCAGAAUGGCUCCAACAGAAAACACUGACACCAAGAGUGUGAAGAAAGUCGGAAAGCCAAGGAACUAUGAUCUGGGCAAUGGAGUUUACCGCUUUAGUCGGAGCAGAACAUACCACAAAAAAGCAUUGUGGAAAUUUCAAGAUAAAAAAACUCCUAAAACGGUAGUUCCAAAGAAACCAGUUACUGUUGAAAAAAUUGUUGGAGGAGAAAAAAAUGGAAAAACUAGAACUGUUCUUGUAAAAAAGAGGAAAUCUAAUUAUCCAACUGCUGACGCAAUCAAAAAGCGACCAGCCAAAAAAUGUUUCAAACACCAUACAAGAUACUUAAGAUCAAGCAUCCUCCCAGGUACAAUUCUUAUUUUGUUGGCUGGUCCUCACAAGGGAAAACGUGUUGUUUUUCUCAAAUCUCUUAAAAGUGGACUCUUGUUGGUCAAUGGACCAUUCUUAAUUAAUGGAUGCCCACUCAGAAGGAUCCAUCAAAACUAUGUUAUUGCUACCAGCACCAGAAUUGAUUUGAGUGAUGUCAAAAUUCCCCAAACUCUCAAUGAUGAGUAUUUCAAGCGAGUACAUGAAAAGCGGGCCAAGAAAGAAGAAGGAGAUAUAUUUGCAACAAAAAAAGUAGUAUACAAACCGAGUGAACAGAAAAAAAUUGACCAGAAACUGGUUGAUAAAUUAGUAAUUGAUGCAAUUAAGAAAAACAGUGAAAAGAAGACCCUGUUUGCUUACUUAGCUACUAUGUUUGGUCUGCGCAGCAGCCAGUAUCCUCAUAGAAUGAAAUUCUAAACUGUAAUUUUAUUUUUUUGCAAUUAAAAUGUUUUUAACAGUA
Trichogramma pretiosum is the source of this 934-nucleotide messenger RNA. RefSeq names its product 60S ribosomal protein L6-like. Gene Ontology annotation, molecular function: RNA binding; structural constituent of ribosome. Lineage: Eukaryota; Metazoa; Arthropoda; Insecta; Hymenoptera; Trichogrammatidae. Gene Ontology annotation, biological process: cytoplasmic translation; ribosomal large subunit assembly. Bases 115 to 891 code for a protein of 258 amino acids. The transcript is spliced from 4 exons. The record is from RefSeq and is a predicted model, not a curated record. Gene Ontology annotation, cellular component: cytosolic large ribosomal subunit; ribosome.